Messenger RNA from Cynara cardunculus var. scolymus (artichoke), 2359 nucleotides. RefSeq names its product FT-interacting protein 1. The transcript has a single exon. The coding region runs from base 1 to 2304 and encodes 767 amino acids. NCBI's taxonomy places the organism in Eukaryota, Viridiplantae, Streptophyta, Magnoliopsida, Asterales, Asteraceae. The record is from RefSeq and is a predicted model, not a curated record.
AUGCAGCGUCCAUCGCCGGAAGAAUUUGCGCUCAAAGAAACCGCACCGAAAAUCGCCGGAUCAGGCAACUACGCCGGCGACAAGCUCACCUCCACCUAUGACCUCGUUGAGCAAAUGCAGUAUCUCUACAUUCGAGUCGUCAAAGCCAAAGAAUUGCCACCAAAAGACGUCACCGGAAGUUGCGACCCCUACGUCGAAGUCAAGCUAGGAAACUACAAAGGAAUCACCAAACACUUUGAAAAGAAAUCAAACCCAGAAUGGGAUCACGUUUUUGCCUUCUCACAAGAUCGAAUUCAGGCCUCGUUUGUCGAAAUUAUCAUCAAAGAUAAAGAUGUAGUCAAGGAUGACUUCAUCGGAAGAAUCUUGUUUGAACUCAUCGACGUCCCCAAAAGAGUCCCGCCGGACAGUCCAUUGGCACCGCAGUGGUACAAAUUGGAGGAUAAAAAGGGGGAGAAGCUUAAACACGGCGAGAUAAUGCUCGCCGUCUGGAAAGGAACUCAGGCCGACGAGUGUUUCCCGGAGGCAUGGCAUUCCGACGCUGCCACCAUCGGCCGAGAAGGGGUUUCCAAGAUUCGUGGAAAAGUUUACUUGUCCCCAAAGCUUUGGUACGUUCGAGUGAACAUAAUCGAGUGUCAAGAUUUGAUUCCGAGUGAUCGGAAUAAGCCGAUCGAGGUCUGCGUGAAAGCCGUGUUGGGGAAUCAGGCUACGAGAACUCGAAUUUCUUCAGUGAAGACGGCGAACCCGAUUUGGAACGAAGAUUUAGUUUUUGUAGCGGCCGAGCCUUUCGAAGAGGCUUUGAUGUUAACGGUUCAAGAUCAAGGUAACAAAGAUGAGGUAUUGGGGAAGUGUAUGUUGCCGUUGUACUCGGUGCAUCGAAGAUGGGACAAUAAGGCCGUUCAGUCGCAGUGGCACAACCUCGAGAAGCAUCUGGUGGUCAAUGGCGAGAAGAAAGACGUGAAAUUCGCAAGCCGGAUUCAUCUACGAGUGUGUUUGGAUGGCGGGUUUCAUGUUUUGGACGAAUCGACGAAUUAUAGCAGCGAUCUAAGGCCCACGGCGAAGCAGAUAUGGAAGUCGAGCAUCGGGAUUUUGGAGUUGGGAAUUAUUAGCGCGAAAGGUUUGUCGCCGAUGAAAACCCGAGACGGGCGGGCGACAACGGAUGCAUAUUGUGUGGCGAAAUACGGGAGAAAAUGGGUACGAACACGAACUAUUAUUGAUAACUUUUCGCCGAACUGGAACGAGCAAUACACGUGGGAGGUUUUCGAUCCAUGUACUGUGAUAACGAUCGGUGCAUUUGACAACGGGUAUUUACAUGGGUCGAACAAGGAUUUGCGAAUCGGAAAGGUGCGGAUCCGGUUAUCCACACUGGAGACGGAACGAGUGUAUACACACUCGUACCCCCUCAUUGCCUUACACCCUUCGGGUGUAAAGAAGAUGGGGGAGGUACAAUUGGCUGUGAGGUUUUCGUGCACAUCGUAUCUCAACAUGUUGCACAAAUACUCACAGCCAAUUCUGCCCAAAAUGCAUUAUGUCCAUCCAUUGUCGAUGAGUCAAACCGAUAUGUUAAGACAUCAAGCGACUCAUAUAGUCUCAUCCAGGUUAGCCCGUGCUGAGCCACCGUUGAAGAAAGAGGUGGUCGAGUUCAUGCUAGACGUCGGCUCACACUUAUGGAGCGUGCGAAGGAGCAAGGCAAAUUUCUUCCGGAUCAUGAACGUGGCAAGCGGUUUCGUAGGAUUGAUAAAAUGGUUUGACUCAAUAUGCCAUUGGAAAAACCCACUCACGACGAUUCUAAUUCACGUACUUUUUGUGAUACUGAUAUUGUGUCCCGAGCUGAUCCUGCCUACGGUUUUCUUGUACCUCUUUGUUCUUGGAAUCUGGAGGUACAGAUGGAAACCGAGGCAUCCUCCUCAUAUGGAUAUUAGGUUAUCACACGCCGAUGCAGUGACCUACGACGAGUUAGAUGAGGAAUUCGACUCAUUUCCGACUACUAAAGGAUCGGAUGUGGUUCGGAUGCGAUAUGACCGGUUACGAAGUAUUGGAGGUCGAAUUCAGAACGUGGCGGGUGAUUUGGCAACUCAGGGCGAACGGUUCCACUCGUUGUUGAGUUGGCGAGACCCAAGGGCAUCCGCAUUGUUUGUAACAUUUUGUUUGAUUGCUGCAAUCGUGUUGUACGUGACACCUUUUCAAGUGGUGGCACUUCUUAGCGUGUUUUUCAUGUUGAGACAUCCGAGGUUUCGAACCAAACUACCCUCGAUUCCCGCAAAUUUCUUUCGAAGGUUGCCAUCGGGUGCCGAUCGUAUGUUGUAGCCGAGAAUAUGUACUUUAUCGACUAUGUUGUUAUUGUGUCUUCUCGUUGGUGAUA